CAAACAUGAUUUCUUUUUGCUUCUGCACCUGUAUGCUCUUCAUUCUCCCUCUUCUGUUACUUCCUCUGGUAUCACUGCAAUCCCCUUUCAAUCACCUCUACCAGUUCUGGGAUGAUGAGUCGCGUCAGUUUUACAUAUGUGAAAAAUGCCCCCCUGGGACCUACCGGAAAGCUCAUUGCAAUUCGUCAAAGAGGACUGAAUGUGCCCCUUGUCCAGAUUCUCACUACACUGCAUGCUGGAACUCCCUAGAGGAAUGUCAGUAUUGCAACGUCUUUUGCAAAGAGUAUCAGUUUGUUAAACACGAGUGCAAUGGCACCCACAACCGUGUUUGCGAAUGCGUUGAAGGCCAUUAUUUUGACCUCGAAUUUUGCUUAAAGCACUACGAAUGUCCACCAGGCUUUGGUGUUAAAAAGUUUGGAACACCUUAUAUUGAUACGGAGUGCAUGCCAUGCCCAAAGGGUUUCUUCUCCAGGAGCAAGUCUGCCUUAGAACCCUGUCGAAAACACACCAACUGCUCACUGUUUGGUCUGAAACAAGUUCUUCAAGGAGAUGCAUUUCAUGAUAAUACGUGUCAUCCUUGUGAGAAAAAAAAUGCAUCAUCCCCAGAGUGCUUGGACCCACCAGUAGAGAAAGAUAUUGCACUGUGCGAUGAAGCCAUCUUUAAAUUUAUCGCUCAUCAGAAGCUGACUUUGAAACAGUUGAGAAUGCUGAUGGAGAGUUUACCUGGAAAGGGAGCGAGUGCACAGCACUUACAGUGGCUGCAGAGGAGAAAAGCAGUCCGAAAUCAAACGUUUGUUCAGCUGAAGCAAUGGAAAAUGGAAAAUCCCAACAUGGACACCGUUAGAGCACUAAUUCAUGCCCUGAAAAAGGCCAGCGCUCACAAUGUGUACAAAAAGCUGUUGCGCAGGCUUCGACUAAACUAAGUUGGUAAGACUGGACUGGUGCAGCAUGAAAAGCAAUAGAUUAUGAUAGUUUGUAUGGAUGUUUCUUAACUUUCACUGAUAAAGUACUAAACUGAUGCAAAAACAUACUGUUUGGUAUACUGUGUACAGGAUUUAAUUAAGGCUCUGUUGAACCAAAGGCCACAUACAUAAACAGUUCAAAACAAUUCUGUUAUUAACAUAAAAUUGAGAAUUUGAUAUUUGCUGUUCACCUGUAACUUGGUAAAUUACAAAAAAUUGU
This is a messenger RNA of Hypanus sabinus (Atlantic stingray), 1182 nucleotides long. Its product is annotated as tumor necrosis factor receptor superfamily member 11B-like. The coding region runs from base 6 to 923 and encodes 305 amino acids. The transcript has 4 exons. The record is from RefSeq and is a predicted model, not a curated record. NCBI's taxonomy places the organism in Eukaryota, Metazoa, Chordata, Chondrichthyes, Myliobatiformes, Dasyatidae. Gene Ontology annotation, molecular function: protein binding.